AUGCGUACAUUUGCUCUUGUCCAAGUUUCCGCUCUCGUUGCUGCGAUUCUAGUCAGCGCUGUCCCUUCACCAUAUCCCAAUUCCCCAUUCCGCCACAGGUCUUUGGCUAAGAAAGGACAUGUCCCGCGUCAGUCUACGCCGAAGUACGUUGUUGCCCACCAUAUGGUAGGCAAUACAUAUCCGUACACGGUUACGGAUUGGGCGAAUGAUAUCGCUCUUGCCUCGGCUUCCGGUCUCGAUGGCUUCGCUCUGAAUGUCGGAAGCGAUGUCUGGCAGUCUGCACGAGUCGCUGACGCAUACCAAGCUGCUGCCAAUUCUGGCACCGGCUUUAAACUUUUCCUCUCUUUCGACAUGAGCUCCCUCCCAUGUAGCUCUCCCGAUGACGCGCAGGCCCUCCGCAAUUACAUUACAAGUUAUGCGACCAAUCCCAACCAACUAACUAUUAACGGUCAAGUUUUUGCAUCAACGUUCUCUGGCGAAACCUGCACUUUCGGGCAAGGCUCUGUCCCACAGGGCUGGUCGUCCCAAUUUACAUCCCAACUGACUGGUCAGAAUUCUGUGAUGUUUGUUCCAUCCUUCUUUGUGGAUCCUUCCACGUUCAGCCAGUACGACGGCGUCAUGGACGGUUACUUCAACUGGAACGGUGGUUGGCCGAUUGAAUUGACGACGAAUUCAGUCCAGUCGACUCUUGGCUCUGCUGCGCCCGCCCUUGGCGGUCUUGGUACCUUCUCUAGCGCCGUCGAGCAGACGCUCAACCAGUCCACUGGUAUCUUCAGUACCGAUGCGCCAUACUUGAACGGCCUGAACUCGAUUUCGAGCAGCUCGAAGACGUACAUAGCGGCUGUGAGCCCUUGGUUCUUCACACACUAUGGCCCUAACACCUACAAUAAGAACUGGAUUUAUCUUGCGGACUUCCACUUGUACCCUACACGAUGGGACUCGCUUAUUGAGAACCGCGAUUCGGUCGACGUUGUUGAAGUGCUCACAUGGAACGAUUACGGCGAGUCGCACUACGUCGGUCCGAUUGAGGGUGCACAACCCAACUCCCAGGCGUGGGUGAAUGGAUUCAAUCACACAGGUUGGCUUGAUAUGACGAGCUACUACGCGAGCGCCUACAAGACAGGCGCUUAUCCUAACAUUGCCAAGGACAAACUCUACAUGUGGGCGCGGCCCCAUCCAAAGGAUGCAAACUCUGGGGAUUCAGUCCCUAAGCCUACUAACUACGAGCUGGACCAAGAUACGCUUUGGGUUGUUGUGAUGGCUACUGCGCCUGGCACCGUCACCCUUUCAACCUCCAACUCGAACUCGCAGACAUUCCCUGUCGAUGCCGGCGUCACGAAGCUCUCCAUUCCACUCACUCCGGGCGGAUACAUGCACGGCGUCCUCGAGCGGAAUGGCGGAACAACCAUUGACCUCCAGCCCGCUGACUACACGUUCAAUCCUAACCCUCUUUCGUACAACUACAACGCCUACGUUGCAUAUGCCAGUUCCGGAUAG
This is a messenger RNA of Sparassis crispa, 1497 nucleotides long. RefSeq names its product Glucan endo-1,3-alpha-glucosidase agn1. Gene Ontology annotation, molecular function: glucan endo-1,3-alpha-glucosidase activity. Bases 1 to 1497 code for a protein of 498 amino acids. NCBI's taxonomy places the organism in Eukaryota, Fungi, Basidiomycota, Agaricomycetes, Polyporales, Sparassidaceae. The record is from RefSeq and is a predicted model, not a curated record. The transcript is spliced from 7 exons.